AUGUGGUCUCAAAUUCAAUGGCUGAGAUCGCCGACCAGACUCCAAUCUCCGGCGAAGCCACGUCAUCGCCACUUCUCUUGUUCCUCCUUCAAAGACAUUCAAGACCUCUGCCGUGAAGAUUCCGCUUCCUAUUCCGGAUCCGACUCCCCUCCCAACACUCCCAAGAAACCUUCCAUUUUCCACCGCGUCCGUCUCUCCACCUCCGUCCUCCGCUCCUGGUCUCACCGCCUCUCCGUCUCUUCCGCCUCCUCCCGCCGCCUCCUCCUCCCUGACUCGGACCUCUGCAUCAUCCUCUACCACACCUCUCUCCGCGUCGUCCGCCGCACCUUCGAAGACUGCCGAGUCGUCCGAUCUAUCCUCAGAGGCUUCCGCGUUCCAAUCGACGAACGCGACCUCUCAAUGGACUCCAGAUUCGUAGACGAGUUACAGGAUGCGAUCGGACGGAAUAAUCUGAGUUUACCUAGAGUAUUCAUUGGCGGUCGGUACAUCGGUGGAGUAGAGGAAAUCAAAGUGAUGAAUGAAAACGGAGAGUUGAAGAGAUUAAUCGAAAGGCUUCCGGAGGCAGCGGCGGCGGCGACGCCGUGGUGUUGCGAGGUAUGCGGCGGAAUCCGAUUCGUUGUUUGUGAAGAAUGCGAUGGAAGCCAUAAGAUCUACAUCGAAAAAACUGGAUUCAGAGGCUGCAAUGCUUGUAACAUCAAUGGAUUGAUUCGAUGCCCUUCAUGCUCAUCAACGAAGCUGCGAAUCACAGGUUCUUAA
This is a messenger RNA of Benincasa hispida (wax gourd), 756 nucleotides long. RefSeq lists its product as uncharacterized. The record is from RefSeq and is a predicted model, not a curated record. Lineage: Eukaryota; Viridiplantae; Streptophyta; Magnoliopsida; Cucurbitales; Cucurbitaceae.